Messenger RNA from Chironomus riparius, 821 nucleotides. Lineage: Eukaryota; Metazoa; Arthropoda; Insecta; Diptera; Chironomidae. The record is from the annotation of a GenBank genome assembly.
AAAAUAUUACAAAAAUCCUAAAUUUACAGAAUAAUCUUAAAUUCAAUAAAAAUCAUAAAUUACAGCACAUCCACGACAAUGUCUAAUUUAUUGAAGUUUUCUGAUUUCGGACCAGAUUCUGGAGGAAGAAUGAAGGGCGUUGUUGAAGUCAAACCAAUCGUUUAUGGAAAUGUUUCGCGAGCAUUUGGCAAGAAAAGAGAAGAAGAUGGUCACACACAUCAAUGGACUGUAUAUGUCAAACCAUAUAUUAAUGAGGAUAUGCAAACUUAUGUUAAGAAAAUACACUUUAAAUUACAUGAAAGUUAUGAAAAUCCAAAUCGUAUUAUAACUAAGCCUCCAUAUGAAGUAAGCGAAACUGGAUGGGGAGAAUUUGAAGUUGUGAUCAAGAUUUAUUUUCAUGAUCCAACGAUUUAUAAACCUGUGACAUUUUAUCACAUUCUGAAGCUUUUUCAACCACCUUCAGAUGGAUCUGCGCCAAAUAUUGAAGGCCCAUCCACAAUUCCUCCAAUAAUUGACACUAAGAAACGUCUUGUAUCAGAAUUCUAUGACGAAAUUGUCUUUUAUGAACCAUCACAGUUAAUGCAACAAAUGCUAAACACAAUUCAACCAGUUUCGUCAGGAAGUUGGACACACGAUACUGAUUUUGAAGAGAAAAAAGUAAAGACUCUUGAGCACAUUCAGGAUACUAGGAUAAAGGUCAAGUCAGAAAUUGCUCAACUUAAGGAAAGACUCCAGCAAACACGAGAAAAAAUUUCUGAAUAUAAGGAACUUAUGGGAACUGACAAGAAACAGCCAUAAAUAUUUUUAACUAUUUAUUUCCC